AUGGAGACAUUUGAUAGUGGUACUGUAGUGAUUACUGUGAGUGAAGUUAGGAAUCUGACUGUUCAGUGCCUGGAAAAUGUCACCAAGUUGAAACGAGUAAUUGAUGAAGCGUGGAAUAAUGAAGGUCUUCAUGAAGGUCGCACGCUGCCAGUGCCGGUGCCGUGCAGGGUGUGCGGCGACAAGAGCUACGGCAAGCACUACGGCGUCUACUGCUGCGACGGCUGCUCCUGCUUCUUCAAGCGCUCCAUCCGCCGCAGGAUGCUCUACUCCUGCAUCGCGGGCCGCGGCGGCUGCGUGGUGGACAAAGCACGCCGCAACUGGUGCCCACACUGCCGUCUGCAGAAGUGCUUCGCCGUCCGCAUGAACACCUCAGCCGUGCAGGAGGAACGGGGACCCCGCAAGGGACGCAAACGGCAGCUGUCGCACGCGCAUGCGCAGAAGGCUGGGAGUGGCGCGGAGGCGGCGCACGAGUUGCCGCGCGCGACUCCUGCCGCCGCUGCAGCCGCUGCCCCUGCGAUUUCCGCUGCUCACUGCUUCCCCCCAUCUGCCAACCAGUUGCAGGUGCCGCCGCCAGAGGCGCUGGAGCGCUCUCCGCUGCAUCCUCUGGGACAGUGCGGGUGCGAGGCGGUGCACGAGACGUGGUCGCAGUUGCUGCUGGGCAGCGUGCGGCAGGCGCGGCGCCACCCGUGCCUGGGUUGCGGGCUGUCGCGCGGCCAGCAGGACCGGCUGGUGCGCGCCGCGUGGCCGCGCCUGCUGCUGCUGCGCGCCGCCUGCUGGCCCGGCGCCGACGUGGCCGCGCAGCUGGAGGGCGCCGCCGCGUCGCCAGCAGCGUCGCCAGCAGCAGUAGCGCCAGCGGCAGCUGGCGACUGGCGCGCCGUAGCCGCCGCCGUCCGCGUGCUGCAGGACGCCAGGCUGUCUCCGCUGGAGGUCGCGCUGCUCGAGACCGUGCUCCUAUGUCGCCCAGAGGCUGCGGGUAGUGCAGAGGCAGAGUGCCGUGUUCGGGCAGCCCUGGAGGCAGCUCUUGGUGCACUGCUGCUGUUACCCCCUGCUCGUGUGGCGCGACUGCUGAUCACGCUGCCAGCUCUUGCAGCACCACCUCCAGACUUGCUACAACGUGCACUCUUCCGACCUGUCAUUGGAGAUGUACCAGUUGACCAUCUUGUUGCCUCCAUCUAA
Schistocerca gregaria is the source of this 1176-nucleotide messenger RNA. RefSeq names its product nuclear receptor subfamily 2 group E member 1 (gene Hr83). Gene Ontology annotation, molecular function: zinc ion binding; RNA polymerase II cis-regulatory region sequence-specific DNA binding; nuclear receptor activity. The coding region runs from base 1 to 1176 and encodes 391 amino acids. Gene Ontology annotation, biological process: anatomical structure development; cell differentiation; regulation of transcription by RNA polymerase II. The record is from RefSeq and is a predicted model, not a curated record. Lineage: Eukaryota; Metazoa; Arthropoda; Insecta; Orthoptera; Acrididae. The transcript has 6 exons.